Messenger RNA from Aspergillus puulaauensis, 2016 nucleotides. Its product is annotated as asparagine synthetase B family protein. Gene Ontology annotation, cellular component: cytosol. The record is from RefSeq and is a predicted model, not a curated record. The transcript has 6 exons. Lineage: Eukaryota; Fungi; Ascomycota; Eurotiomycetes; Eurotiales; Aspergillaceae. Bases 1 to 2016 code for a protein of 671 amino acids. Gene Ontology annotation, molecular function: asparagine synthase (glutamine-hydrolyzing) activity.
AUGUGCGGAAUAACAGCUUUCCUAACCCUUGGCCAGAAUCCUGCUCCCGACAGAGCAAACACCGAAGACGAAAUCCACCAGAGCCUCGACAUCGUGAAACACCGUGGGCCAGACGCAUCCGGGAAAUGGAUUAGCGACGAUAACCGCGUUGGCCUCGGACACGUCCGGUUGUCCAUCGUGGACCUGCGCCCAGAAGCAAACCAGCCCUUCCACGACCCCGAGGAUGAUGUAUACGCAGUCGUAAAUGGCGAGCUAUACGACCACGAGCGAUACAGGGCGGAUCUCAGCGCCGAAUAUAACUUCCGCAGCAACAGCGACUGCGAAAUUGUGCUUGCGCUGUAUAAACGCUACGGGGUUAGCUUUCUAAGUCACCUGCGUGGGGAAUUCGCGAUUGUGCUCUGGGAUGCGAAACGGGAGGUCUUUCUGGCGACGAGGGAUCGGUAUGGUGUUAAGAGUCUUUAUUAUACCGUUGUUGGGGGUAGAUUUCUUGUUGCGACGGAGAUGAAGCAGUUUCUGGCGUAUGGAUGGCAGCCGGAGUGGGAUGUUAGGGCUCUGGUUGAGGUUGGGUGGGCGUUUGAUGAUAAGACUGUGUUUAGGGGCGUGAAGAAGAUCCAACCGGGCCAGUAUAUCCUGAGCCGGAACUAUGGCGAUAUCAAGAGAGAAAAGUACUGGGACCUGCAAUACCCCGACAAGUCUACAAAAGAAACCCGAACAGAAGAAGAAAUGAUCGAAGGGGUCCGGCAACGCCUACUCGAUGCAAUUCGAGUCCGCCUCCGCGCAGACGUCCCAGUCGGAAUCUAUCUCAGCGGUGGAAUCGACUCGUCCGCAAUCGCAGGGAUGAUCGUGCACCUCGUGAAAGAGGGCGCGAAGCUAGGAGACAGCUUGAGCCAGGAUCUCUCGCGGAUCCAGUGCUUCACGGUGCAGUUUGACAAAGACAGCGGGGCUGAUGAGUCUGAUAUCGCCCAACGGACGGCCGAAUUCCUCGGGGUGAAAUUCAACCCUGUCCAUGUCACGGAGGAGAUUAUUGCCAAGCGAUUCGAAGACACCAUCUGGUACAGCGAAGCCUUCAUGGCAGACACCAAUGGGGUGGGCAAAUUGGCGAUGGCUGAAGUCGCGCACGAUGCCGGGUUCAAAGUUGUUAUUACCGGGGAAGGGUCCGACGAACACUUCGCCGGCUACAGCUUCUUCCAACGCGAGUACAUGCAGGAACCAGAUCAAUCCUGGAUCACCCAGGGCUACACCCCCGAGAAGUACGCACUCGCCGCCGAGAAAGAAAGCAAGAUCCAAUUCUACGGGGUAAACAUCCCCAUCUCUCCGAUCCUCCCCUCGACACUGCGCACACUCAACAACACCAAAGUCGCCAGCGUCACUAGCCGCACUAUAGCCUUGCGGUUCGCAGACUGGGCAGCAGACAAUGAGAAGCUUAAACGGAACGACACCCCUACCGUCUUUGUCGAGUCUCUCGACGGACAGACGCGCGAGAACAUGAUGCGCAAAUGGCACCCGCUUCAUACAUCCGAGUACACCUGGACGAGGACCGCGUUCACGAAUAUCCUCCUACGGUAUCUAGGCGAUAACAUCGACAUGGCAUACCAGGUUGAGUCCCGCCCCGCGUUUCUAGACCAUAAUCUAACAGAGUACGUGAACGGCCUCCCUCCAUCCCUGAAACUCAAAUACGACUACGACACUGGGAAGUUCACCGAGAAGUAUAUCCUGCGCGAAGCCGUGAAACCAUUCGUUACGGAGGAGAUCUACAAGCGCACAAAGCAACCGUAUUUGGGGCCGUUGCGGUUCCCUGCCGACGGACCGCUGCAUAGGAAGCUGGCUGGGUUGGUGACGAGGGAGAAUGUUGAGGCGUUGGGGUUUGUGGAUUGGGAGCAGACGAAGGGUCUUGUGCCGAAGGCGUUUGAGGAAGGGGAUCAUAUGGCGUUUAGGGCUUCGAUUUCGAUUGCCCAGUUUGUUGUUAUUUCGAAGAGAUUUGGUGUUAAGACUGCGCUGCCUGAGAUGUGGUCUUAG